AUGCCCAAGGAGGCGAAGAAUUAUCUCAACAGUUUAUCUAAGACUGACAAAGCUGCGAUCAUGGAAAUAGCUAAGAACUUCGCCAAAUACCGAAGUGAGGAAGAGGCAUUGGCUGCCCUCAAAGCGAAAGCGCCAGAACUUGGUGAUAGAAUUGAAAAAUAUCGCCAAAAUAUCCAGACAAGGAUUGGUGCUCUCGGACCUGAAGCGAAAAAAUACGCAAACGAUUUAGUCGCUAUGGCUCGUAAGAUCCAUGUGUCCAUCGCUGAUGGUAAAAAACUCACUGCNGCUGACUUAAAAAAUAGUGUCCAGCAAGAAGUUGAUAGGUAUCAAGGGCUGUCUGAGCAGGCGAAGAGGGAACUUCGAAUGCAGUUCCCGAUAAUUCACUCCUUUGUCAAAGGUAAGAACUAA
Messenger RNA from Haemonchus placei, 408 nucleotides. The record is from the annotation of a GenBank genome assembly. NCBI's taxonomy places the organism in Eukaryota, Metazoa, Nematoda, Chromadorea, Rhabditida, Trichostrongylidae.